Molecule: messenger RNA, 2609 nt
Organism: Caenorhabditis angaria
Lineage: Eukaryota; Metazoa; Nematoda; Chromadorea; Rhabditida; Rhabditidae
Source: the annotation of a GenBank genome assembly
AUGGUGGAAAUGGUGUCUAAUGUGAGAUUGCACCCGGAUAUUGGCGAAGUCACACAUCUCAAGCGAAAUGAAGGUGUCAGGUUAGUGAUUUUUCAAUAUUUUCACGGAAUGAAUGCAUAACAUUCCUACGCAACGAAUAACAGUGCAAACAUUCCAUUCUUAUCAUUUUCCUAUUCGAAAAAAAAACCAAUUCCCUUUUUCAGAUGCUCCAAACGUGUUCUAGACGGAAUGUGUUUGCAAAUGGCUACAACAUCAGCUUGUUCAUCGACUUCGUCAAUUUUGAAUAAUAACAAUAAAUCAGCAUCGAAAUAUUAUCCUCAAGGUGAGCAUUUUCUUAGAAAUAUCAAAUGGGACCUUUCAAAUUUCUUUUUUUUUCAGAAAAUGAGAAAGUAUUUUUUUUUCAGAAAAUGAGAAAGUAUCGUGUAAUCAUGAUCCUUGUUCGUCAAACUAUUCGUCAUAUGAUCAUCAUCCGGUUAUUUCGAUAAUUGGUCCUUUGUAUGCGCCAGAUGAUUUUGAUGUUCUUGAGCCGCUUGGUGAAGGAUUCUUCAGCAAAGUUUACAAGGUUUUGUUUUGUUGUCCUUGGUCAUUGAAGAAGUUAAGCCGAUAAUUGAGGAUUGUUUUCUUUUUUUUGCAGGUUAAACAUGUGAUGACUGGCGAAAUAUUUGUGUUGAAGAAGAAUAAACCGACAGGUGGAUCUAGAAGGGCAUCGCAUGCUGACGCGGCAAGAGAAGCUGCUAUGAUGAGAAAAUUGAAACAUGAAAAUAUUUUGGAAUUGAGAGGAAUUUGUAUUUCGCGCGAUGAAACGGGAAAAUGGGAUGCGAAUUUGUUGGUUUCGUAUUGUCAAGGGGGAAGUUUGUCGAGUCUGAUUCUUGAUAAACAAGUUCAAUUGACAUGGGCGAAACGAGUGAAAUAUGCGAAAGAUAUUGCGUGUGCAAUGGAAUAUAUUCAUGGACAGCAAAUUAUUCAUCGAGAUUUGACAUCUUCGGUAAUUUUUUGAAUGAAAAAUAAAAAGCAAUAUACAAGUCCGAUUCUCUUCUUUUCAGAACGUCCUAAUUUGUAACGAUAAUCGCGCAGUUGUUGCUGAUUUCGGUUUAUCUUGCCCAUUCCCAGAACAAGGUGAAAAACUCGCACAAGUCGGAACAACAUAUUUCAUGAGUCCCGAAUGUCUCAAAGAAGAAUUCUAUGAUGAAAAAUCCGAUGUUUUUUCGUUCGGAAUUAUUCUGUGUCAAAUGAUUGCUCGUGUUGAUGCGGAUCCGGAUGGCGGUUUGCCAAGAACAAGUAAAUUUGGUUUCGAUUAUAUGCUUUUCACUCCUCUUUGCCCAUUGGAUACUCCUAUUGAGUUGUUGAAAUUGGCAUUCAAUUCGUGUGUUAUGGAUCCGACGGCUAGACCGAGAUUUGUGGAUGCAAAUCAUAAAUUGUCGGAAAUUAUGACACUUUUACCACAAAUUGUUGCAAAUUCGAAAAAUGUUGAUGGAUUGUUAAGAGAUGGUGAGUUUUUUUUCGGAAAUUUUUUUUCAUGAACUAAUGUUUUUUGAUUUUCCAGGCAAAGAAUCUCGUUUGGGUCGAAGUCGUUCUGAUGCUGCACUCAAACGCCCAAAAUCUCUAGCAUCAACAACACGAAAACUUUCAACAAACUGGAAUACAAUGACAGUUCGACCAGUAAUUGAAGGAGAAGUCAUUGAAGAAACAUCAACGAUGGCAAAUCGAAUGGAAGAAUUAGCGAGACACGUGGCAAGAGAUGAACCCGAAUUCAGGCAUAUCAAUCCAUUUGUUGGCCAUGAAAGAUUCCGAAAUGAACGGAAAAUUUUGCCACCAACGAGAAUAUUCGAAACGCCGAGAAGAAGAAGUGAAACGAAACCGGAUGGAUGUUCGAGUAAAAUAAAGAAUGAUAAUGAUUCAAUUUCAAAUACAAGUACAAUAAAUACACCACGUAGAAGAUGUCUUUCAAUGCCAUGUUCUAUCAAUGAUACAUUUGAAAAUGGACAUUAUACAUCAUUUUCAUAUGACGGAACGUUUAAUUCUGGCGGAGUUGAAGACGAUGAUUCCGAAUAUAUUGAUGCUAAUUCAUCUCCAGCAAGUGGAAUUCCAAUGGCAUAUCGAGAUUUUGACAGGGUGAGUUGAGGUUUUCCAAAAAUAAAUUGGCCCAAACUUGAGAUUAUCCUAGACUGUAUUUUUCAGAAAUUCCUCAAACAAAUGAUCCGUUUUCCAUCUCGUCGCCAUACAAUGCAUCCAGAUAUUGUCCAAAAUUCAACAAAUUCAAGUUUCGAACUUUCAAAUUGUCAAUGUCCAUCACCAACAGUUUCAAAGUCUUCAGUUCGUAGAUUUGUUGGAGGAAAAGACUCACAAGUUCAAGAAUGUUAGUUUUUUCUAAUUUUUGGAAAUUUAGACAUUUUUUUUCAUUAAAAAUAUUAUAGAAAUUUUUUUGAGAAAAUAUCUCCCGAAUUUCAGACGUGAAGCGUCCAUCAACUUUUCCAAAUCGCCAAGUUUCAAUAAUUUCUGAAGAAUCAAUUGAAAAACAAAACUCGAUUGUUACAUUCAAUGAAAAAACACCAAAACGAAAAGGACGUCGUGUUUGUACUCGGAGCUCACAAGAAUGCUCAAUUUUAUAA